Molecule: messenger RNA, 790 nt
Organism: Aspergillus ibericus CBS 121593
Lineage: Eukaryota; Fungi; Ascomycota; Eurotiomycetes; Eurotiales; Aspergillaceae
Product: GLTP domain-containing protein
Exons: 4
Coding region: 49-639 (196 amino acids)
Biological process (GO): intermembrane lipid transfer; ceramide transport
Cellular component (GO): cytosol; cytoplasm; membrane
Molecular function (GO): ceramide 1-phosphate transfer activity; ceramide 1-phosphate binding
Source: RefSeq, a predicted model, not a curated record
CAUAUCUUCUUUCUACCUCCAUAGACUCUAUCCCACCACUAAAACACAAUGGCUACCUGGUUCGACCAACAGAAGAAGUCCUUCGCGGACGUUCCUAUUGAUGCUUCCAACGGCAUCUCGACCACCGAGUUCCUCGAGGCCGCCGAGUCCCUCACCACUCUGUUUGAUGUCCUUGGCUCCAGGGCUUUCACCCCCGUGAAGAGUGAUUUGACCAACAACAUCAAGAAAGUCAGAGAGAGGCAGCUGGCUGCCCCCGCCGAGUCCGAGACUCUCCAGGCCCUCGUUGUGAACGAACUCAAGACCAAGAAGCACGUCGCCUCCGAGGGACUGCUCUGGCUUGUGAGAGGUCUUGACUUCACUGCCCAGGCCCUCCGUCACAACCUCAACAAUGGCAGCACCGAGCUCUCCGACUCCUUCCGUGAAGCCUACGGCAACACCCUCAAGCCCCACCACUCUUUCGUGGUUAAGCCCAUCUUCUCUGCCGCCAUGUCGGCCACCCCCUACCGCAAGGACUUCUACAUCAAGCUGGGUGAUGACCAGGCUAAGGUCAACGAGUCCUUGGACCGUGAGGUGGAAGCUCUCCAGAAGAGAGUCGCCAUCCUGAAGGAGUUCCAGGCCACCAAGGAGGCGAAGUGGUAAAUAUCAGGACAUAUAUUUUCGAUGUGAGGAAUAUCUGGCAUAUUACUGAGCGCAGUUUUAAAGAUGUAUAUACUUCUAAGAGUCUGAGACUACCUGCAUGAUAACUAGAUGUUUGAAAUGCGCAUCAUUGGUUAAGACCACGUCAUUUUCC